Molecule: messenger RNA, 1458 nt
Organism: Stylonychia lemnae
Lineage: Eukaryota; Ciliophora; Spirotrichea; Sporadotrichida; Oxytrichidae
Source: the annotation of a GenBank genome assembly
AUGAAUAUUUCAAAUUUUAGUUCUCCUAGAGAAUCACCUUCAAAAAAAGUUUUGAGAGAAUUCAAUUAAUCCACAAUUACCACUGACGAUCAAAACUAAAUUGAUGACUAUAAAAGUAAUGAUAUUACUCCUUGGAUUAAAGUAAAAAUUGUUGAUAACGCUUGUGAAAGGUCUAAAAGAGAAGGUAAAUAGACCAAAAUUGUAUCAAGAGAUACUAAAAGAGAACUUUAAACCAAUAAAUUCUAUCAAUACCAGCAGGAUAAAAAAACAAAAAGACCAUAGUCAGUAUCUCGUUCUAAAACUGCGAAAGGAUACAACAGAAAAAGACUUCAACUUUUAGGUAUUGAUAAGGAAAAUUAAUCUUUAGAUGCCACACUUUCUGCAUUAAUUCCUAAUUCAAAUGACUCCUCAAUGAAUAAGUUGAAUCUAAUUAAGAUCGGAUUAAAUGCUGAAACUCAGGCUCAAGGCCAAUAGUCAAUUUAUAAUAGCUAAUGCAAUUUGCAGUAUAGGGUGUCUCCAAAGUAAAUAGGCUAGGUCAGAAUAAUUCCUUAUUAGUAAAAUUUAACUUUUCAGCAGCCAACAGGAUAGAAGUAAUAUUAACAAUAGUAAACUAAUUAUAGUCUUAGUAAUAAUGUGACUUAAUAGCAGAUGCCUUUGAUCCAUUAAAAUAGUCAUCAGCUGUAGAGCCAGAGCAGUAAUUAACUAAGCCAUGCUUUCGGAUCACUUAUUAACUACCAAUAGCAUUAUGAUAUAUCAAAAGAAAAAGAAUUUAACUUAGGAAGUAAUGAUAUUAAAUAUCCUAAAAUGGACAGAGCCAUUUUAUAAGUUAAAAAGGUAAACUAGAAUCAACAAAGAGUUCUCUAAAAUCUAUAGUAAGACUAAUUUAGAUUUGCAAAGUAAUAAUCAAUAAUAUCUCUUGUACAAAUGGGUGAAGGUGAUAAUCAUUCCUAAUCACAUUUCAAACUCAUAUAAAAGGAUAAAUUGGAAAGAAUAUAGAGAAUGAAGGAAGUGAAAGAUAGGAUAGAGCAUUACAAGAAGGAAUUUAAUCCUGAAAUCAUGGAGGAAAUUGAAAAGGAGGCACUUAACAUUACAAAGUAUCAAAACACAUUUGCCAAUAUUACAUCAAGAUCAUAGAAUAAAAUAAACUCAAUGAAUGCAGUUGGUCCUCUCACUCACUAGAGGAUUAUCCCUAACAUCCAAAACUAGCAUAUAAAUUUUAGCAAAAUGUAAAAGUUUAUCAGAUCUCGAUCAAAAGAGGGUAAUAAUGGUCUAAUUCAAACUCCAGUCAUAAACACUUCAUCAGGCUCUGUAAUUCAUAACAGUGUAAGGAGGUAACUAUAAGUAUUGAAGUCUCGAGACAAUAAUGAUGGUUGUGGAAGAAACCAGCAAUAACGAGAAAGUAUUAGAAAUGCGCUUGAUCAGAUAUCUACUUACUUUGGGAAUAAUAAGAAAUUGUGA